Molecule: messenger RNA, 3055 nt
Organism: Xenopus laevis (African clawed frog)
Lineage: Eukaryota; Metazoa; Chordata; Amphibia; Anura; Pipidae
Gene: clhc1.L
Product: clathrin heavy chain linker domain containing 1 L homeolog
Exons: 12
Coding region: 348-2117 (589 amino acids)
Source: RefSeq, a predicted model, not a curated record
ACCCCGGUGCCGCGCUGCAUUCUGGGAUUUGAAGUCUCUGUGAAGUGGCUGUUGUAUUGUCUCUCAUUUCUAUUAAACGCGUAUUUAACCACAAUAGCUUUUUUAAACAGGGUCACACCUUGGUCUCAACAAGCUGUUUUUUGUUAUUUUUUGUGUAGUUCUGUCUAAGAUUGAGGCGGGCAAAAUUGACAGACACGCCCAUGUACCGAUCGCCCCUCCCCUUGGCAACGCGCUUAGUAACGGAAUGGAAGAGUUAACAUCACAGCCCGGAGACACCAGAGCAGCAGGUUCCGAACAGGGCAUGUGAGUAGCCACAAGUUGUCAGCAAAACAACCAUCGCUGUUCUCAUGAGUUCUCCUAGAUUUCACCAAACUCCGGCGCUGCCACCAAUCACCCGAGGCAGAGAUAAGCAGUUCCUAGGCAGCCUGCAGGCACACAUUGACCAUGCAAAGGAGCAAUUGCAAGUGGCAGGGCAGUGUGAUGUUGAGCAGCAGUGCAUCAUCUAUGGACGCGCAUUUGACAAGGUGAUUGAUUAUUGUACCGAUUAUAAGGGUUUGCUCGCUGCAAUCAAACGUGAAUAUGAUGAGUUCAUUGAUGUGCUGAAGCAGAGUCAAAGAGAUGCUGUUCAUCUUCAAGGGAAGCUGAGGGCCUUGGCAUCCCAGCCAACCACUCUAAUGUAUCAUAGGAAACGAGCAACGGAGCUUGCCAAGAAGUUAGAACUAAUUCAGAGAGAUUCACAGAGAGUUGAAAAUCAGUUAGAGAAACUUCAACAUGAUCAGAAAUUGAAGACCCCAGAAUUAGAGGAGACAAAAUCUCUGCAAAAUAAUAUAAAGCCUUCCAGUCUUAUUCCAGGUAUGACGGUUGAAGACUCUGUCAGUAUGGAAAAGCUCACACAAUAUCAGCAACAACUAGAACAGAAAAGGGACAAUCUGAAGGCUGAUAUGAAAAAUAAAUAUGUCUCCAUUCAGGAAAAGAUAGAGUUGGAGCAUAAACUGAGUUCUGCUUUACAAGACAGAGAAGAAGCAGAGUUAUUAAAUAAUAAAUUGAUGGUCAGUUACAGACAAAGAAAGCUUGUCAUGGACGCCAUCUUGGUUUGGACACAAUCCAACAAAUGUGUGUCUCUUUAUGAUGCCAUUUCACAGGCCAUAGCAAACGAGAAGGAAUUACAAGAUGAUGUUUUUGCAGCAGAAGUAUUCCAUGAUCUUGAUCCUAGUAAAGUCUCUGAAGGGCAAGAUUUGCUGGAAUAUAUCGAAAGGUUUAAUGAAUUGUUCCUAAGCAGACAGUAUAAUGCUGCUGCAAUCCAUGCUGCAAACAGUCCUAGAGGGAUUCUUCGUAAUAUGGAAACUAUGGAGAAAUUCAAAGCUGCUGUAGUCAGUGAUGAGGAGACGUCUCCCGUGUUAUUAUAUUUUGAGGCUUUAAUCAGCUCCAGCCACGUAGCAAAGCAUCCUGUAAGUGCCGAGCUUACUCUGGAAGCAACCAAGUGCGCUUUAGCUUGUGGCAAAUUGGACCUGGUGCUUCACUGGGUCUCACAGCAAAGGAUAACGUAUUCAGAGGCCCUGGGGGAUGUUAUUUAUGAUUACGGAGAGAGAGAUCCAUACCACAAGUCCAUCUGCCUAGCACUGGCUCAGCUAAUCUACAGAAAGUGCACAAACAGCAGGAAGGCCGCUCUGUGUAUGUGCUUGCAAGGCCUGGUGCAGGGGGCGUUGGAGUACACCUCUCAUUGCAGACAUUUCUCAUUGGAGGACUAUGGUUUUUUGCUUAGAAUGUGCCCUAGUGCUGAGCUCAUCCAUGGCCUGACCAAGGAGAGGAAUGGCAAACCAGCAGCCUUAUCUGUUGGACAGGCCACCCUUUCUCUUAUCUCUACACAUCACAAGGACUAUGGAUUUCAGCUUCUAGAAAGUAUACUUAACUGUGGUGAAGGUGCUUUGGAGCAGGCAGUUCUUAAUGAUGUGGUUUGUACGCCAGAAGGGUGGGUAGAAAUAGCUGAUGAAUGUUUAAGGAACAAUUAUGUGCAGUUGUCUGAGAAGAUCCUGUCCAUCGUAAGAGCACAGGACGGGAUAGUGGAGUUUACUGCUGAUGAAGAAGAUGCAAAGAUAAUGGAGCAUGUAUUCAUGUAAUUCCCACAGAGUGGCAGCAGGGGGAGCCCAUAUACCACAGUGGCUUACCUGAUUAGUAAAUACUUUCAGUUCCUUUAUUUCAGCAUAGGCCCAUGACACACUGAGGAGUUUUAGGCAUUUCCUUUUAGGCAUUAUUUUAAGCACAGAAACCAUGUGGUGUUCAGGGCCUCCAAAAUCAACCCCCACUGAUGUUUUAUUUCGUUUUUAGUUGGGGGUGAGGCACCUGAUUCCCAUUGCCAGCAAUGAUGGCAGCAACUGGAGGAAAACAGCCAUUUUACACCACAUGGAGUAAAUACUGCAGGCAAAAUGUCUGGCAGGGCUGCAUGUGCCAUGCUCAUUAGAGAAACUCAAGACAUUUGGAUUUACUCACUUGAAACAGAAUAUUACAGUGGUCUGAAACGUUAUCAGAGAACAUCUAUGCAGGAUAAAAGAGAGAGAGCUCUCUAAUUAAGGCCCAUGGCAUGUGAAGCAGACCCAGUGGCUGUUAUUGAGCCUUGGCCAGGACUAGUAGAGGUCAUGACUGAAGAGCAGUUGUGUGUACAAAACAGUUAUUAUCCAACGGCACUCAUCUACAAAAUCACUGGUGACCUUUAUGAAAUUACCUCCCCCAUUCCUGCAGAGUCUGCCCCCUUUAUAGUUACUCUACUGGUAAGAUGCACUCAAAUCAGGGAGCAUUGACUCCCUAUGGGGGUGUCCCCAAAUGAUUAUAACCUUUACUUCUCCUUUAAAUAAAACCUUGACAUGUCGGUCUGUUAGGAUUUAAACUAAAAAUGCUUAUUAUUCAUUGGACAUAAUAUAUUAGUUACAUAUAAAUAUUUUCUUCAAAGAUGACAUUCUGGCUUUACUGCUGUCUGUUUGCUGCCAGUUCUUCUGUUUGUAGCAAUGUCUAAUCUCUUGCCCAGUCUGUUGUGCCCCAUAAAGUUGUCUUUGAAAAUGCA